CUCGACUGCAACGCGUCAUGGCUGCUCGUAUUGCCCCUCUGUUCAACCGUGUGCUGAUCCGGCGCUCCAAGCCUGCGGAGAAGACCGUUGGUGGAAUUCUCCUUCCGGAGUCUGCCCAGGACAAGAACAACGAGGGUGAGGUUGUGGCUGUCGGUCCUGGCCGUGAGGAGCGCCCUGUUGCGGUCGCUGUCGGCGACAAGGUCCUCCUUCCCGAGUACGGUGGCUCCAAGAUCGGCGUUCCUGGCGAGGACGAUCUGUUCCUCUUCCACGACGACGACAUCCUUGCUGUUAUCAAGGAGUAAUAGUUGGCUCGCACCAAUGUCUUUGCCUCUCCCCGCAAAUGAAUGCGUGUGAUGCCUG
Molecule: messenger RNA, 360 nt
Organism: Thecamonas trahens ATCC 50062
Lineage: Eukaryota; Apusomonadida; Apusomonadidae
Exons: 3
Coding region: 18-302 (94 amino acids)
Cellular component (GO): mitochondrial matrix
Molecular function (GO): protein-folding chaperone binding; metal ion binding; ATP binding
Source: RefSeq, a predicted model, not a curated record